Messenger RNA from Pleuronectes platessa (European plaice), 2104 nucleotides. It is a transcript of the gene mrpl58, whose product is annotated as mitochondrial ribosomal protein L58. Gene Ontology annotation, molecular function: translation release factor activity. Gene Ontology annotation, cellular component: mitochondrial large ribosomal subunit. Gene Ontology annotation, biological process: mitochondrial translational termination. The transcript is spliced from 6 exons. The record is from RefSeq and is a predicted model, not a curated record. Lineage: Eukaryota; Metazoa; Chordata; Actinopteri; Pleuronectiformes; Pleuronectidae. Bases 1424 to 2035 code for a protein of 203 amino acids.
AGAUCUCCGAGUGAUGGGCACCAAACCUUCCCACCGCUACAAAGUGGGCAGGAUGCUGUUGAGCAAUGGGCAGUUCACGUCAUACAUGACUUCACCGCCGAGGCAGCAGCAGCAGGAGCUUCACGGGCUGGAAACGAGCCGUACCAACGUUUGUCACAUUGUACUUUCCAAUGUUGCCCAAUCAACGAAAGAUGACUCCUGUCUGCUGUGUGAGCUACAAGCUAGCGUUGUGCAGCAGCAGCGCGUGUUUCGGCUAACGUUACCUAUUUCGUUUUAGGUGUCCGAGUCGAAGAUGUUAACGACCUGACAACCAAUAUAUAGACUAAUGCUGGAUAAUGUUGGUUAGAUAACGUGGUUUACGACAGCUAGCAGACUGUAUACCUUCGCGUGACUAUCUCGUAGCGUUUAGCUUUCUCGCUAAAAAUACUCUUUAAGCUUUUCUGAGAAAUUAAUCGUUAAUCCCACUCGACAGAGGCUACUAUUGUUUAUCUAUUUAUAUACCGACGCCUGGCAUCCAACCCAACGCUACCUGUUGGUGCUAGGAGUUUGAAUACAAUCAAAUGGUUAAACAGAGGCGCUGGUUUGUUUUGUUUCUCUGUAAAGCCGAGUGUCUGACCGUCGGUGAGACCCGAUUGCAACAGGGACCGCCAAAUGAAUGUUCCGUUUUUUUCGUUCCGCUACAGACACGUAACAAAAGUCCCUCCUCAUGGCAGGUUAGGAGCAGGCGAUUAAAAGUGGUUUCAUUGUCAUAGGUGUAAAAUAUGAAUAUCAAACCUGCUGCCUGUUUACCACUUAAUUUUUAUCUUUAUACAUAACAACUUUAUAUAAUAUCAUUAUCUAGCUUAGGCACAGCGGUUCUAUGGUGUAAUGGUUAGCACUCUGGACUCUGAAUCCAGCGAUCCGAGUUCAAAUCUCGGUAGAACCUGACUUUUGUGUUUUGACAGCGUCACAUUAGUGUACCGAUAUAGGAUGAACAUAGAGAGUUACAGUCAAACCUUUUCAUCUACAAGAGAAAACGUUCCAAAGAAGUAAACAGCCAACAGAAAUUACUGCCAAACUUAAAUAAAUGCCUUAGAAUUUUAAGAAACCCCUUAACAAUAUCUUAUGGUUUUCAUUUUGGAGGAAUUGUAUUUGACUUGUUAUCCCUAAUAGCUAAAACCCAGGUCGUUGUUCACUACAGUGAACAUGUAGUAACAUUUGAAUAAAAAAUGUUCACUUUGUUUGUCUUGUACUACAUCAAUAUUUCAUUUAAAUCAGUAAAAUAUAAAACAUUUAAAUGUUUCUACUGGGUCUCAGUUUAAGGUACUUUUGAAUUGUCAAAACAAAUAUUUAAUUUAGUUAGAAAUAAAUAUUUGUGUUCACACUGUCAGUGUCUUUAGAGGAGAGUUGUUCAUUGGCCAAUGGUAAAUGACGUCACACCAACAUGGCGGCGCCCGGAGUGCGACAGUUUUAUUUACUUUGUCGCAUCGCAGGAAUAAACGUGAUUCCGCGGCAGAUCAAACCUAACUCCGUUUUAGCAGGAGACACAAACAACACGUUACAGACGAGUGUUCGGUUUGCGAGCCGAGACUCAGAAGACACACAGGACACUCAAGUGCACAUUCCAGUGGUGUCUUUAUUCUCCUUCUUGCUCGUAGAGCGUCUGACCGUGUCUUACAGCAGAAGCAGUGGUCCUGGCGGUCAACAUGUCAAUAAAGUCAGCACAAAAGCUGAGGUUCGAUUCCACGUGAAAACAGCGGACUGGAUCCAAGAGGACGUGCGACAGAAAAUCUUUGAAAAGAACCAAAACCGCAUCAAUAAGGCCGGAGAGUUGCUGGUCACCUCCGAGCUGAGCAGGAGUCAGCACAGAAACCUCUCAGACUGUGUCCAGAAGAUUUCCGCCAUUGUCGCCGAAGCUAGCAAGAAACCACGUGAGCCAACAGCAGAAGACGUAGCUGUUAGGGUGGCCAGGUUAGAGAAGAGGAACAAGGAGCGACUCAAACAGAAGAAGAUUCACUCAACAAUCAAGCACAGCAGACGAGUGGAUUUUGACUAAUUGAUUUACAGCUGUUUCUACCUCCCAUCGUUGUUUUGUCAAUAAUAAUAUAUGUCAAUAGAAAUCAUA